Arachis duranensis is the source of this 6272-nucleotide messenger RNA. Its product is annotated as THO complex subunit 2. The record is from RefSeq and is a predicted model, not a curated record. Lineage: Eukaryota; Viridiplantae; Streptophyta; Magnoliopsida; Fabales; Fabaceae. The transcript is spliced from 32 exons. Gene Ontology annotation, molecular function: mRNA binding. Gene Ontology annotation, cellular component: THO complex part of transcription export complex. Gene Ontology annotation, biological process: mRNA export from nucleus; mRNA processing.
UCACCGGCAACUCCAACUUGUUGCGAAAAGCAAACCCCCUGGGUAUCUCUGAAAACCCUAAAAUUUUCGCAUUGCUCUGUCACACUCAUCCAUGGAAAUGCUAUUCUCUUCUUAAACCCUCACAUCCGAUUCAUCUCCGUACAUCAAAAUUCACGCUUCUCUCUAGGGUUUCCAAUCAGGAACAAUGUCUCUGCCACCCAUAGAGUGUAUUUAUGUAACGGAGGACUGUGUUCGCGAAUGGAAGAGUGGCAAUCCUGCCCUCAGGGUUUCCGAACCAGUUCCAUCGCUACGCUUCCUCUACGAGCUUUGCUGGACUAUGGUUCGGGGUGAAUUGCCGUUUCAGAAGUGUAAAGUAGCGUUAGAUUCUGUCAUAUUCUCCGACAGACCGCCGACUGAGAAAUUAGCUUCAAAUUUUGCAGAUAUAGUGACCCAAAUGGCCCAAGAUCAUACAAUGUCGGGAGAGUUUCGAUCUCGACUCAUUAAACUGGCAAGAUGGCUUGUGGAAUCUGAAUUGGUUCCAGUUAGGCUACUUCAAGAACGUUGUGAGGAAGAGUUUUUGGGGGAGGCUGAAAUGAUCAAAAUAAAGGCUCAGGAUUUGAAGGGAAAAGAGGUCAGAGUUAAUACACGGCUUCUUUAUCAACAAACCAAAUUUAACCUUCUUAGAGAAGAGAGUGAGGGCUAUGCAAAGCUGGUCACUCUUCUUUGCCGAGAUUCCGAAGCUCCAACUCAAAAGGCAUCUGCCGCAACAAUUGGCAUUAUUAAGUCGUUAAUUGGCCAUUUUGAUUUGGAUCCAAAUCGUGUUUUUGAUAUUGUUCUUGAGUGUUUUGAACUUCAACCCGAUAACAGUGUGUUUCUAGAGCUGAUUCCUAUUUUCCCCAAGUCUCAUGCUUCACAGAUUCUUGGAUUUAAGUUUCAAUAUUAUCAGCGCAUGGAAGUCAGCUGCCCUGUUCCCUUUGGGCUCUAUAAGCUCACAGCGUUGCUGGUGAAACAAGAUUUUAUUGAUAUUGAUAGCAUAUAUGCACAUCUACUUCCGAAGGAUGAAGAAGCAUUUGAGCAUUAUAACACUUUCUCUUCCAAGCGGCUUGAUGAGGCUAACAAAAUUGGAAGAAUAAACCUUGCUGCUACUGGCAAAGAUCUAAUGGAUGAUGAAAAACAGGGUGACGUCGCAAUAGAUCUUUUUGCUGCUAUAGACAUGGAAACUGAUGCAAUUGAAGAGCGAAAGUCUGAGCUUCAAAACAGUCAAACUUUGGGCUUGCUUACCGGCUUUCUUUCGGUGGAUGACUGGUAUCAUGCACAUAUGCUGUUUGGUCGUCUGUCACCACUCAAUGCAGUGGAACAUAUCCAAAUAUGUGAGAGUUUGUUUAGGCUCAUUGAGAGGACAAUUUCUUCAGCAUAUGAUGUUAUUCGGCACGCACAUCAUCAAAACUCUGGAUUAUCUACAGGAGUUAGUACUGAUCCUAUGGAUGUAGAUAACUCCUCAAGACGAAGUUCUUUCAUAGAUCUUCCGAAGGAGCUUUUUCAGAUGCUUGCUUGUACUGGACCCUACCUUUACCGUGACCCUAUAUUGUUGCAGAAGGUUUGUAGGGUGCUGAGAGGUUAUUACUUUUCUGCCCUUGAGCUUGUUAGUCAUGGCGACAGUGCCUUGAAUUCUCAAUUUCCUGGAAUUGGAAAUCCUCAUCUACACCUGAAAGAUGCAAGGCUAAGGGUGGAGGAUGCUUUAGGAGCUUGCCUACUACCUUCUUUGCAACUGAUUCCUGCCAAUCCAGCUGUUGGCCAGGAAAUUUGGGAACUAAUGAGUCUCCUCCCUUAUGAGGUGCGAUAUCGUUUAUAUGGUGAAUGGGAGAAAGAUGAUGAGCGCAUACCUAUGCUCCUAGCAGCAAGACAAACAGCCAAGUUGGACACUAGACGCAUUUUAAAAAGGUUGGCAAAGGAGAAUUUGAAGCAGCUAGGUCGAAUGGUCGCAAAAUUAGCUCAUGCUAACCCUAUGACUGUCCUACGAACAAUUGUUCAUCAGAUUGAGGCAUACAGAGACAUGAUUACUCCUGUAGUGGAUGCAUUUAAGUAUUUGACUCAGCUAGAGUAUGACAUUUUGGAAUAUGUUGUGAUUGAGCGCUUGGCACUUGGUGGACGUGAUAAGCUAAAAGAUGAUGGUCUAAAUUUGUCAGAUUGGCUUCAAUCACUAGCUUCAUUUUGGGGUCACCUGUGUAAGAAGUACCCUUCAAUGGAAUUGCGAGGCCUUUUCCAGUAUCUUGUGAACCAGUUAAAAAAGGGGCAAGGAAUUGAGCUCGUUCUAUUGCAGGAACUUAUUCAACAAAUGGCAAACGUCCAGUACACAGAGAACUUGACUGAGGAGCAGCUGGAUGCCAUGGCAGGGAGUGACACUCUUCGAUAUCAAGCAACUUCUUUUGGAGUAACUCGAAAUAAUAAGGUACAUAAAAGUAUAUGUUUUGGCAUUUGGUUUUCUGUCAUACCUAUUGCUCAACAUCGUUCUCUGAUUGUCAUCAAUGCAGAUGCACCAUACAUUAAGAUGGUUUGUGAGCAAUUUGAUAGAUCCCAUGGAACUCUUCUUCAAUAUGUGGAAUUUCUUUGCAGUGCAGUUACUCCAGCAUCAAAUUAUGCUGCACUCAUUCCAUCGCUUAAUGACCUGGUCCACCUUUACCACCUGGACCCUGAGGUUGCUUUCUUGAUAUAUCGCCCUGUGAUGAGACUUUUCAAGUCUCAGAGGAGUCCUGAUGUUUGCUGGCCGUUGGAUGAUAAUAAUGCUGCAAAUGAUGCAUCUACAGAAUCUGAUCUUGUAGAUCAUUCUGGCAGUAUGGUUCUAGAUCUUGGCUCUGCUCGAAAUCCUAUAAGUCUAGAAGUGGAUAAUUGGUGCGGUAUUUUACAACCCACACUACUAAUCGGCAAGUGCAUCGAGUCGUACUAAGUAAUAUCUUACGUGGCGUGGAAUAGCCUUUCUCCUGAUCUUUAUGCAACAUUUUGGGGCCUCACACUAUAUGAUUUGUACGUUCCAAAAAGUCGCUACGAGUCUGAAAUAGCCAAGCUGCAUGCUAAUCUUAAGUCUUUGGAGGAGCUUUCUGACAAUUCAAGCUCAGCAAUCACCAAGAGGAAGAAGGAAAAGGAAAGAAUUCAAGAAUCACUUGACCGUCUGAUUAGUGAACUUCAUAAACAUGAAGAGAAUGUUGCAUCAGUUCAUAGGCGGCUUUCUCACGAAAAGGACAAAUGGUUAAGUUCCUGUCCUGACACUUUGAAGAUCAAUAUGGAGUUUCUUCAGCGUUGUAUAUUUCCACGCUGCACAUUCAGUAUGCCAGAUGCUGUUUAUUGUGCUAUGUUUGUGCACACGCUUCAUUCGCUCGGAACCCCCUUUUUCAAUACCGUCAACCAUAUAGAUGUCCUGAUUUGUAAGACUCUACAACCUAUGAUAUGUUGCUGCACAGAAUAUGAGGCAGGCAGGCUUGGUAGGUUUCUGUAUGAGACUUUGAAGAUUGCUUACUAUUGGAAGAGUGAUGAAUCUAUUUAUGAACGUGAGUGUGGAAACAUGCCUGGCUUUGCUGUUUAUUAUAGAUAUCCAAACAGCCAGCGAGUUACAUAUGGCCAGUUUAUCAAGGUACACUGGAAGUGGAGUCAGAGAAUAACCAGACUAUUAAUUCAGUGUUUGGAAUCUAGUGAGUACAUGGAAAUUAGAAAUUCUCUCAUUAUGUUGACAAAGAUUUCUGGAGUUUUCCCUGUUACUCGGAAGAGUGGGAUAAACCUUGAAAAGCGGGUGGCUAAGAUUAAAAGUGAUGAAAGAGAGGAUCUUAAGGUGCUGGCAACUGGUGUUGCUGCUGCAUUAGCUGCUAGGAAGCCUUCAUGGGUUACUGAUGAAGAAUUCGGUAUGGGAUAUCUUGAGUUGAAGCCUGUGCCAUCUAUUAGUAAAUCUUCUGCUGGAAAUUCAACAUCUGUACAAAGUGGGAUAAGUCUUGGUGUUUCUCAAACUGAAUCUGGCAGUGGAAAACAUCUGGACUCAGUAAACACAGUCAAAGACCAGACAAAAACAAAAACUGCAGACAGCAAGGUAGAAAGAACUGACAGCACAAUAGCUGGAAAAUCUGAUUCUGGCCAAGCAAAACUCAAGGGUAAUUCAUCAUUAAAUGGAUUGGAUGCUCCAUCAACCUUACCCUCACCUGCUGUACAAUCUGGAGCAACAAAAUCCAUGGAAAACCAAAAGCAAGCAGAAGAAUCUGCAAGUAGAGCAUCGGAAGAACAUGUUCCGAGAGCUGCAGAGUCAAGAGCUUCCGGGAAACGUUCGGCACCUGCUAGCUCACACUCAAAGCCCUCGAAACAAGAUCCUGCAAAAGAGGAUACUAGAUCUGGUAAAGCUGUUGCCAGAGCGUCUGGUUCUUUGAGCAGUGACAAGGAUAUACAAAACCAUGCAUCAGAGGGAAGACACACUGGAAGUACUAAUUUAUCUUCUUCAGUCAAUGCUAAUGGUAACAGUAUUUCAGCUUCUGCAAAAAUCUCAGCUCCAUCUACUAAGGGUGAGACCGGUGGUGAGCUCAAGGCUGAGAUGGGUGUCGUAAAGUCUUCUGAUAUUAGGGCUUCUGUGGUGAAGGAUGAUGGAAAUGAUGUUAUUGACUCGGUAAGAGGUUCCUCUUCACGUGUAGUUCAUUCUCCUAGGCAUGACAAUACAAUUGUUACUUCAAAGUCUACUGAUAAAGCCCAGAAGAGAGCUAGUUCUGCUGAAGAACCUGAUAGACUUGGUAAACGGCGUAAAGCGGAGGCGGAGCAAAGAGAUUUGGAGAAUGAAAUCAGAUUCUCUGAAAGAGAGAAGCUUGUAGAUCCUCGAUUAUCUGAUGAGAAAUUGGGGCCAGAUGAACUAGGUUUGUACAGGGCAGGGGAUAAGCCAUUGGAAAGGGUAAAAGACAAAGGAAAUGAAAGGUAUGAAAGAGAGCACAGGGAGAGAUUGGACCGUGUGGAUAAGUCUCGUGGAGAUGACUUCAUUGUGGAGAAACCUAGGGAUAGGUCAAUCGAAAGAUAUGGAAGAGAACGAUCUGUUGAGAGAAUGCAAGAAAGGGGUAGCGAAAGGGGUUUCAAUAGACUCCCUGAGAAGGCUAAGGAUGAUAGAAGCAAGGAUGAUAGAAGUAAAUUACGAUACAAUGAUGUAUCUAUAGAAAAAUCUCAUGCAGAUGAUCGCUUCCAUGGGCAAAGCCUGCCUCCACCACCUCCAUUACCUCCAAAUAUGGUUCCUCAAUCUGUUGGUGGUGGUAGGCGUGAUGAAGAUGCUGAUAGGAGGGGGUACGGAGCCACUAGACAUUCUCAAAGGCUUUCUCCAAGGCAUGAAGAAAAAGAACGGAGACGAUCUGAAGAGGCUGUGGUUUCCCAGGAUGAUGCAAAACGCAGAAAAGAAGAUGAUUUUCGAGAUAGGAAACGCGAGGAACGAGAAGCAUUAUCAUUGAAGGUUGAGGAGAGGGAUAGAGAGAGAGAGCGGGAUAGAGAAAAAACAAAUCUUCUAAAGGAAGAGUUGGAUUUAAAUGCUGCAUCCAAGAGACGUAAGCUCAAGAGGGAGCAUCUGCCAGCUGGUGAACCUGGGGAGUACUCACCAGUGGCUCCUCCACCUCCACCCCUAGGUAUUGGUGUUUCACAAGCCUAUGAUGGAAGAGACAGGGUAGACAGGAAGGGACCCAUGAUCCAACAUGCAAAUUACAUAGAUGAACCAGGUCUCAGAAUUCAUGGUAAAGAGGUAGCCAGCAAGCUGAAUCGUCGUGAAUCUGAUCCAAUGUAUGAUCGAGAAUGGGAUGAUGAGAAGAGGCAAAGAGCUGAUCAGAAACGGCGGCACCGAAAAUAAAAUACAUCAAAGCAGGAUUGUUCGUGACUUGCAAGUAGGUUCCGGGAUCACAUCAAUUCUAUCUGCUACUCCCUCAUCCUGCAAUUUUCAGCUGUUCAAAAUUAUUUGGUCUUCUAAAAGGCAAUGCCAAUCAAUUGUGAAUUGGCUUGUGCACUUGUAUAUAGUGUUGUAUAUUCUGGAUAGCCAGUGAUUAGCUGUACCAUUGUGAGAAUAAUUUAUUUUGCUGAGCCUACACUUACAUGAAUAGUCUAACCAACAAGAAACAUGAAUUUUGUGAAUUGCUAUAUUAACUUGACAUGAAAAGGGUUCGAUACACAUGGGGUUUUCAGCCUUGCCAUUGGGGAUGAAUCCUGUGCAUUCUCAAUUGAUGAAGCGAGUCUGCCAUUGGCGACUAAUAUAUCAAUGUUUGCUCAUAUAUGUAAACUGAAAAGGAGCAGAAGAGCGUUUCCUA